This is a messenger RNA of Neomonachus schauinslandi (Hawaiian monk seal), 815 nucleotides long. RefSeq names its product protein phosphatase 1 regulatory inhibitor subunit 14B (gene PPP1R14B). NCBI's taxonomy places the organism in Eukaryota, Metazoa, Chordata, Mammalia, Carnivora, Phocidae. Gene Ontology annotation, molecular function: protein serine/threonine phosphatase inhibitor activity. Gene Ontology annotation, cellular component: cytoplasm. Gene Ontology annotation, biological process: innate immune response; regulation of phosphorylation. The record is from RefSeq and is a predicted model, not a curated record.
AUGCUGCAGCUGCCCCCGGGCGCCCCCGCCGCCGCUCGCCGCGGAGCCGCGCGGAGCCGAGCCCGCGAGCUAACCCGAGCCAGCGUCCCGGAGCCAGCCGGCGGGCGUCCCGGAGGUGGCGGCGCAGGGAGGGGCCCGACGGCGCACGUGGCCCCGGCGGCCGCCAUGGCGGACAGCGGCCCCGCGGGGGGCGCGGCGUUGGCGGCCCCGGCCCCCGGGCCGGGCAGUGGUGGCCCAGGGCCCCGCGUCUACUUUCAGAGCCCCCCUGGGGCUGCAGGCGAGGGCCCGGGCGGCGCGGACGACGAGGGCCCAGUGAGGCGCCAAGGGAAGGUCACGGUCAAGUACGACCGCAAGGAGCUACGGAAGCGCCUCAACCUAGAGGAGUGGAUCCUGGAGCAGCUCACUCGCCUCUACGACUGCCAGGAAGAGGAGAUCCCGGAGUUGGAGAUUGAUGUGGACGAACUCCUGGACAUGGAGAGUGAUGAUACCCGGGCUGCCAGGGUCAAGGAGCUGCUGGUUGACUGUUACAAACCCACUGAGGCCUUCAUCUCUGGCCUGCUGGACAAGAUCCGGGGCAUGCAGAAGCUGAGCACACCCCAGAAGAAGUAAGGGUCCUUGACCCAGGUGAACGGUGGCUCCCACAGGACAAUCGCUGCCCCCCCGACCUCGUAGCAACAGCAAUACCGGGGGGCCCUGCGGCCAGGCCUGGUGCCGUGAGCAGGGCUCCCCGUGCCCCUGGCCCAGGGGCCUCUUCCCUGCCCCCUCAGUUUUCCAUUUUUGGGGUUUUUUAUUGUUAUUAAACUGAUGGGACUUUU